UUUACCUUUCAUUAAUAGAUAAAUAUCAAAUAACAAGAUUGAAUUUUGUGAAUUUAGACAAGAGUAUGUAAUAUAUAAUUUUAACCCGCAGAUAUAAACGCCCAUAAACUUCCAUUGGAAGAGUAGACAGAGAAGACUUGUUCUACAAUAAACUAGAAGAGUAUAACUACGUUUCCUUGAUAAUCAAUUUUGUCAUCAGUUUCUAAGCAAACCCCACAAGGAAAAAGUGUUGCUGCGACUUUUCUUGUCUGAAAAAGACUCGUAUAUAUUCAUUAGCUUCUAAGCUGGGAUUCAGAUAGCAAACCCAUCAAGAAUUGCAUAUUCAGGAUAAGUUGGUGAACUGCUUAUGGAAGAACAUUUGGUUUUGCGUGUUGACCGUCUCAUCGCACCCGAAUCUUUGCAUUCUCUGCCACGGCCCGAGCAUACAGAAUCCUCUGGAGGCAGAACUGGCUCUCAGACAGUUGGUACGUCCUCGGGUAUUGAUGCUAAGAAGAAUGAAGAUCCAGGAGCUGGAGAUGAAGAAGAGCCAUUACUUCAGACUGUGGAAUGUCGGAUUUGCCAGGAAGAAGAUAGCUUGAAAAUUUUGGAGAUUCCUUGUGGUUGCAGUGGCAGCUUGAAGUAUGCUCAUAGAAAAUGUGUUCAGCGCUGGUGUGAUGAGAAGGGAGAUAUAACUUGCGAGAUUUGCCAUCAGCUUUAUCAACCUGGCUAUACUGCUCUCCCCCGGCCUCCUCAAUCUGAAGAUACAUCCAUUGACAUCAGUAGAGGUUGGACAGUGGGUGGCACUCAGGUCGACUUUCGUGAUCCUCGACUUCUUGCAAUGGCUGCUGCGGAACGCCGUCUUCUAGAGGCUAACUAUGAUGAAUAUGCAGAUUCAAAUGCUAGUGGAGCUGCAUUUUGUCGUUCUGCUGCUUUAAUUUUAAUGGCCCUUCUGUUAUUGAGGCAUGCUCUGAUAGUUGGAGAUGCUGAUGAGGAUGAGGAUGAUAUUUCCACCUUUUUCACUCUUUUCCUGCUCCGUGCUGCCGGUUUUCUUUUACCUUGUUACAUUAUAGCUUGGGCUAUCGGUAUAUUGCAGCGUCGCAGGCAAAGACAGCAGGAGGCAGCAGCUGAAGUUGCUUUCCUGGUGCAGGCAGGGCAGCAAAGGGGUUUGCAUGGCACAGUCGCACCUGGACCUGUACCGCCAGCAGAACCUUCAACAACACCAGGACGGGCAACAACUCCUCAGGCGGCAAUGCCACCAGAACAGGUGGCAACUCCUCAUCUACAACCCGUAUGAACUGCUUUCUCUGUUUCCUUAUCUAGCAGUUUGAUAAGUUGAUUGUACUGAUGGUAAGUUACAUAACAGGGAAAGAUUUUUUCUCUCGUUUUGUUUUAAUCAUUUACCCGCUAUAUCUUUUUGCAUCGAGAGACGCAAAAGCUCCAGAUUUCUUAUUUCGUUAUGUUUGUCCAUAUCAAAACAUUGCAGCCACUGGGUGGCGUGGAAAUGUUAGCCUCCAGGGUCAGUUACGACUUUAUCAGGUCGUUGCUUCAAUUGUGUAGAUACCAUAUCUUCACAUCACAUUAGUUGAUUACUGUCACUCCUACCGUUUCUUCUUCUCAAGUGACUUAGUUUUGCCAUGCCUUUUGCGUAAUGUUUGCAUUACUGUAGUCCUCCAAUGUCUCGUCUGGAACUGUGAUUUUAGCAGGAAAGAACUGCCCUCUAUUGCAAUAUUUCAUUAUAACAACCUAAGUCUCUUUGCAA
Molecule: messenger RNA, 1738 nt
Organism: Solanum dulcamara
Lineage: Eukaryota; Viridiplantae; Streptophyta; Magnoliopsida; Solanales; Solanaceae
Exons: 8
Coding region: 347-1273 (308 amino acids)
Biological process (GO): protein ubiquitination
Cellular component (GO): membrane
Molecular function (GO): ubiquitin-protein transferase activity; zinc ion binding
Source: RefSeq, a predicted model, not a curated record